GGAGGAGGCGGAGGCGGAGCUGGUCGUCCCGGGCCCGGACGAAGCCUCCCAAGGUGCCCUGCCUGGGCCCUCCGGGGGGAAGUUCAUUAGACCAGAGAUUGUCCGUUUCCUUGGUAAGGCGGGUCGCCUGUCCCAAUCAGGUACGAUUCUGCCUUCUGUACCCCCGGGGCCCCUCAGUGUAAAGUGGCAGAUGGUAUUAUCUCGGCGGAGACACCGGCGGAGGGCCGCGGUACAGACACCCGGCGUGACGGGCGGACUGUGCACGCAUGCGCAGAGGUGCGGCAUGAGGGUGGGAGCCGUGGAACCCCUACCUCUGGCCUGCGCAGUGUACGAGUCUUCCUCCUCUUCGAGACCAUGUUAUUGCAAUAGCAGCAAACGUCUUGAGAGUCCUCACCAUUCAUCGUGGUUUUCCUGGCCUGUGGCAGCUCCUUCCUAGCGAGCUAUGGAGCUUAAAGUCUUUUGGACACUUGAGUCUAUUCAAUGCAGUAUCAGACCAGAUCAUUUCUAGGAAGAACUCUGAGUACAAUAAUGAACACAGUGUACGUGAUGAUGGCUCAAAUCUUAAGAUCUCACCUGAUAAAGGCUACAGUGAUUCCUAAUCGAGUGAAAAUGCUUUCUUAUAUUGGUAUCAUUAGAAAUAGAAUGAUGUCAACCCAUAAAUCUAAAAAGAAGAUCAGAGAAUAUUAUAGGCUGCUGAAUGUGAAGGAAGGAUGCUCUGCAGAUGACGUCAGGGAAUCUUUUCGUAAGCUUGCCAAGCAGUAUCAUCCUGACAGUAGCUCUAAUACUGCUGAUUCUGCAACAUUUAUAAGAAUUGAAGAAGCUUAUAGAAAGGUGCUUUCACAUGUGAUAGAACAAACAAAUGCCAGACAGAAUGAAGGUGAAGAAGAAGAAGAUGCAGAAAAAUUCAAAUAUAAAACACCCCAACACCGGCAUUAUUUAAGUUUUGAAGGUAUUGGUUUUGGGACGCCAAGUCAACGAGAGAAGCAGUACAGGCAAUUUAGGGCAGACCGUGCUACUGAACAAGUGAUGGAGUAUCAAAAGCAGAAACUACAAAGCCAGUAUUUUCCUGAUAGUGUAACUGUUAAAAAUAUAAGACAGAGCAAAGAACAAAAGAUAACUCAAGCUAUAGAGCGUUUAGUGGAGGACCUCAUUCAAGAAUCCAUGGCAAAAGGAGACUUUGACAAUCUCAGUGGGAAAGGAAAACCUCUGAAAAAGUUUUCUGACUGUUCUUACAUCGAUCCCAUGACUCACAACCUGAACCGAAUAUUGAUCGAUAAUGGAUACCAACCAGAAUGGAUCCUAAUGCAAAAGGAAAUAAAUGAUACUAUUGAGCAACUCAGAGAGGCAAUUUUAGUGUCUAGGAAAAAACUUGGGAAUCCAAUGACCCCAACUGAACAGAAGCAAUGGAACCAUGUUUGUGAGCAGUUUCAAGAAAACAUCAGAAAAUUAAACAAGCGAAUUAAUGAUUUUAAUUUAAUUGUUCCCAUCCUGACCAGGCAAAAAGUCCAUUUUGAUGCUCAGAAAGAAAUUAUCAGAGCCCAGAAAAUAUAUGAGACCCUUAUAAAAACAAAAGACGUCACAGAUAGAAACUCAAAUAACAUUGAUCAAGGACAAGAAGAGAAAACGCCUGGAAUUAAGAAAGGUUUUUUAAACUGGAUGAAUUUAUGGAAAUUUAUUAAAAUAUGAUCAUUUUGAUAAUUACUAUCAUAAAUCAUUCUUAGUUCCACUGA
Molecule: messenger RNA, 1730 nt
Organism: Saimiri boliviensis boliviensis (Bolivian squirrel monkey)
Lineage: Eukaryota; Metazoa; Chordata; Mammalia; Primates; Cebidae
Gene: DNAJC28
Product: DnaJ heat shock protein family (Hsp40) member C28
Source: RefSeq, a predicted model, not a curated record